Funneliformis mosseae is the source of this 124-nucleotide messenger RNA. NCBI's taxonomy places the organism in Eukaryota, Fungi, Glomeromycota, Glomeromycetes, Glomerales, Glomeraceae. The record is from the annotation of a GenBank genome assembly.
AGAGCCAGAAAAAGAUAUUGAAGAAGAAGUUGAAGUUUCUAUCAUUGGCAAUUAUAAAGCAUUAGCAGCACUUGAAAAAAUAAUUAUGUAUGUUGAACAAAAAGCUGAAAAAAUUCAAUUUUAA